Molecule: messenger RNA, 594 nt
Organism: Protopolystoma xenopodis
Lineage: Eukaryota; Metazoa; Platyhelminthes; Monogenea; Polystomatidea; Polystomatidae
Source: the annotation of a GenBank genome assembly
AUGUCCGCCUACCAGGCCGGCCGUGAACAGAUUGGCCCAAUGAUGGAUAGCUGGAGGAACGUAGAGGUUGCGAGACCACGACCACGACCGCAAUCAUCAGCACCAGCAACAACCCUAACAUCAUCAGUACAGAUCUACCAACAGGGUUGGAGGGCCGAAGGCGAAAGCAGAGCUAAAGGGGCUAAGAACGAGGCUGAUGCGAGCGAUGAGUUGGCACAAGAGGCGUCUAGCCUCAAGUGGAUGCCACAGGCUGCACUUGUGCCCACGAGGCAGACUGUCGUCUCGUCGCCCGCACAAGACCCACGUGCCACGUCGAGUGUUAGGCCUGUAAGAGCACGAAUAUUGCGAGAAGAGGCGAAGUUUGAAGCCGAUCAAGGCGCCUCAAGACCGGCAGCUGCGCCUACAUUCUUGAUAAGAAAGAAGAAGGACAGUUCCAGGUAUAUUUCCGGACUUGUAUUUUCGUUCCCAAUCACUUCCUUCCGCCCUUCCCUCGUUUCUUUUACUCUCCUGUCUCUUUCUAUUCUGGUCUCCUCAACCCUUCUUCUCUCCUCUCCUCUCCUCUCCCCUACUUCCUUAUUCUUAGAUUUAAAUUAA